AGCUAUAUGAACAUGAUAAAGCCAACGUCCGCCAAGUCAACCCUGAUAUAGUUAAACCUGCUCUUGAACUGAUCGAAUGACUACUUUUCAUGAAAAUUAUGAUGUAUUUGAGGAGCUUGGAAAGGGGUCGUUCAGUGUAGUUAAACGCUGUGCUCACAAAGUGACCAAAGCAGAGUACGCAGUUAAGAUUGCUCAUGUCAGCUACGCUAACGAAAAAGGUAAUGAAAAAGCCAUUAGAAGGAUAGAGAGAGAGGAGCGGAUUUGCAGGAAACUGAACCAUCUGAACAUAGUUCAACUUCACAAUGUGUACACUGAACGGGAAACUAGGUAUCUGAUAUUUGAUCUUGUGACUGGAGGGGAAUUGUUUGAAGAGAUCUGCAACAGAAAGUACUUUUCUGAGGCUGACGCUAGUGUGUGCAUGCAGCAGAUCUUGGAGAGUGUACAGUAUUGUCACAGUAUGAACGUAGUUCACAGAGACAUCAAACCUGAGAAUCUUCUUCUCUCCUCUAAAAACAAGGACGCUAAGAUUAAACUCGCAGAUUUCGGGCUCUCCGUGGAGGUCUCCAAUGAGAAGACCUACUGGUUCGGGUUUGCUGGGACUCCAGGAUAUCUGGCUCCAGAGGUUAUUAAGAAGAAUCCUUACGGGAAAAGAGUCGACCUUUGGGCCUGUGGUGUGGUACUCUACAUUUUGCUGGCGGGAUAUCCUCCAUUCUGGGACGAAGACAAGUACAAAAUGUACGAACAAAUAGUGCACGGAGACUACGAUUAUCCGUCUCCAGAAUGGGAUCCUGUAACUAGCGAAGCUAAGAAUUUGAUCGAUAGUUUGCUGUCAGUGGACCCAGAGAAACGUUUUUCAGCAUCGGACGCUCUGAAACAUCCUUGGAUAGCUAAUAGAGACAGAGUAGCGUCCAAACUUCACAGACAACAAACAAUAGACGGUCUGAAGAAAUUCAACGCUCGAAGAAAAUUAAAGGGAGCAAUACUGACUACGGUCCUGGCAACUAACUCUCUGGCAGGGAUAUUCACUAAGAAGCCUAAAGAUGCUGGAGACAUUAUAACAGAUCUCAUCGCAGAACAACCUAUCAGUUUACCAGGUUCGUUUGCGGGAGAAGAUAGCCCGGAAGCAGCUGAGAUACAACACCUCACACAACAGUUGUUAGACUACGAGGUUAAGAGAGACUGGAUCAAUUACUCGAAGCUGUGUCACCCUAGUAUAACAGGGUUUGAGCCGCAAGGCCACGGUCACAUGAUCAAAGGCUUGGAGUUCCAGCGCUUUUAUUUUGAAACUACGACUACUUCACCUCACAAGACCCUCAUAAUGGAUCCACAAGUCACGAUGCUGAGCCCCGAGUCUGCUGUUAUCGCCUACGUUAGGAUAUGCCAGAAAGCUGAUACUUCGACCAAUACAAUCUACUCAAUACACUCUAACGAAAGCAGAGUUUGGAAACGAAUAGGAGAGACAUGGCUCAACAUUCACUACCAUAAAUCUAACACUACCAAAGUAGCGACACCGUAACACUUCCAACACUUAGUGACUCUUAGUGACUCUUAGUGACUCUUAGUGACUCUUAGUGAUUCUUAGUGACUCUUAGUGAUUCUUAGUGACACUGAGUGACACUUAGUACCACUUAGUGACUCUUAGUGACACUUAGUGACACUUAGUGACACUUAGUGACACUGAGUGACUCUUAGUGACUCUUAGCUUCUUAGUGACUCUUAGUAACUCUUACGAACACGCAUCAACAAUUGGAAGCAAAAUGAAACUUAACAACUCUGAAUAACAGCUAAUAGAUGCGUUACAAGAGUGUCACAAGAGUGUCACAAAAGUGUCACAAGAGUGUCAAAACAGUGUCACAAGAGUGUUACAACAAUGUCACACUUUGAAAUCUUCGCAAAUGUGUAAUUAAUGUUUAGCACUUGUAUUCAGACAUUAUAAAACUGGUUAAAUGUGUGGUAUGCUUAAGCUUUACAGCUAAAGUUAUACGGACGGUUCCCGUAUUGAUAAACUCCUCCUUUUAGCUUUGUUACAGAUCGAGAUGCUUGUGGAAAUGUUUACUGACACGUGAAAGGUAUUAACCAAUCAGCUUCCAGCAUUGACCAAUCGAAUCCCAGAAUCACUGUCACGUGUCAAAGCAAAUACAACCCCCACUAGUAUCCAGAUCUAUUAUAGUAUUAGCUAACCCGUUAUGUGUGUGGUUUUACAAUUUAUUGACAAUAUCAAUAUACUAGUGGCAGGAUUAUGUGUAUACUAGUGGCAGGAUUAUGUGUAUACUAGUGGCAGGAUUAUGUGUAUACUAGUGGCAGGAUUAUGUGUAUACCAGUGGCAGGAUUAUGUGUAUACUAGUGGCAGGAUUAUGUGUAUACUAGUGGCAUGAUUGUUUGUAUACUAGUGGCAGGAUUAUGUGUAUACCAGUGGCAGGAUUAUGUGUAUACUAGUGGCAGGAUUAUGUGUAUUGUGUGUAUACUUGUGGCAGGAUUAUGUGUAUACUAGUGGCAGGAUUAUGUGUAUACUAGUGUCAGGAUUAUACAGUUUAACCGCGAUAAACCGGGUUUUCCGGGGAAGAGAAUUUACCACGUGGUUUUGAUUUGCAGUAAAUGCAUGUAAAUUAUCACUAUCGGGGUAUCUGAGAAAAAGCCCGGUGAGUCGGGUUUUAACUGUUAUAGUGGACUGUAUGUGUAGACCAUGUAGAGGUCAGGGCAGGUCCGUCAGAUUUCGGGUUUUAUCCAUAAUUAGAGAAAAGGUCUUUACUAGAAUAUGAACUUUGAGAUUAUUAUCGGCUAACAAACAGUCAGUUUGAAAUUAAAGCAUUUUUGAUCAAUCUGUUUCAAGUGACUUAUCUUUGGGUCGAUAAUACGGAUUUAAGAAUUUCAAUUAACGGAUGUUGGUUGCUGAGGGCUAAUAUCGAUAUUUAAACAGAGAUUAUUUGUUAUUUGACUCAGGUUGUUCAUUGAAUAACUUUCUAGUUUUGGUUAUUCUAUGGGGAUUAUGUGAAGGUUAUUAGAUUGAUUAUUUAACCAAUUAAUUAUUUAACUAAUUCAUUUAUUAUGUAAUUAAUUGAUUGCAGCUGUAAAUUCACCUAUCAAAUAUCACACAUUAAAACCAUAUGUGAAAAUCCCAUAACGAUUACAGUCAAACUGUGUAGAAUAAAAUAAAAUAAAUAAUAAUAUGUAACUAUUUGUGAUUAUUUGUGAUGUUAUGUGUGUAUAUAAGAGGUUUAACAUAAUUAUAAUAUUUCCCAACAUUUCCUGAC
This is a messenger RNA of Bolinopsis microptera, 3251 nucleotides long. RefSeq names its product calcium/calmodulin-dependent protein kinase type II subunit alpha-like. The record is from RefSeq and is a predicted model, not a curated record. Bases 77 to 1516 code for a protein of 479 amino acids. NCBI's taxonomy places the organism in Eukaryota, Metazoa, Ctenophora, Tentaculata, Lobata, Bolinopsidae. The transcript is spliced from 15 exons. Gene Ontology annotation, biological process: protein phosphorylation. Gene Ontology annotation, molecular function: calcium/calmodulin-dependent protein kinase activity; calmodulin binding; ATP binding.